This is a messenger RNA of Agrilus planipennis (emerald ash borer), 273 nucleotides long. Its product is annotated as protein GVQW3-like. The transcript has a single exon. Lineage: Eukaryota; Metazoa; Arthropoda; Insecta; Coleoptera; Buprestidae. The annotation marks the transcript as partial. The record is from RefSeq and is a predicted model, not a curated record.
AUGUUGACUGUGGCAUAUGGAGAAGCUACCUUGAGCCGAAGCAACGUUUUUCUGUGGUACAAAAUGUUCUCAGACGGCCUAGAAGAUGUGGACGACGAAGAGCGUGCAGGACUCCCGAGAACGUCAACAACAGACGAAAACAUUGAUGAAGUGAAGAAAAUAGUAUUGGUCAAUCGUCGAAUCACCGUUAGAGAAGUUGCUGAGGACCUGAACAUAUCGAUUAACUCCUGCCAUUCAAUUUUUACGAAUGAUUUGGGCAUGAGACGAGUCGCC